Molecule: messenger RNA, 2281 nt
Organism: Neodiprion fabricii
Lineage: Eukaryota; Metazoa; Arthropoda; Insecta; Hymenoptera; Diprionidae
Gene: Fntb
Product: protein farnesyltransferase subunit beta
Exons: 7
Coding region: 429-1685 (418 amino acids)
Biological process (GO): protein farnesylation
Cellular component (GO): protein farnesyltransferase complex
Molecular function (GO): protein farnesyltransferase activity
Source: RefSeq, a predicted model, not a curated record
CACCAACCCUAACCUAACAUAACUUAUUCCCAUAGAGUACCGUGCUUAUUUCCUGAAUUGCGAUCCGAUUUUGUCAUGCAAAAAGUCACGUGUUCGUGUAAUCAAAAUGAUCAAAAUCGUGAUCAGCUUUAAACAUUUUGAAUGGAAUUAUAAUCUUAAUAACGCGAUCUAACCUAACCUAACCCAACACAACUUCCCCGUAUCCUCCGGAUGUCUGAAUCGAAAAACCCAAGAAUUCAAGUAUAAUUUCGACGAUCUAUUUGUGGCAUUCACAUGCCGUUGUGAACUAACACAGGGAGUAUGCAGGCAUAAAAGUAACGUUAACUGAAGAUAUAUUGAUGCGACAGUACACAGAGUUCCUUACAACUGGACAGAAUAACGGCUAUAUAUCGUAAUUUAAUAUAUCGACGCACAUUGCUCGUUUCGUUAUGUGGGAUUGGGAAUCAAUUGACGUCGAAGAUGAGUCUGAGGAAAGAAUGGUAUUCAAACGGUAUGAGGAAUUGAUUAAUGACAAACAGGAUACGGAAGGUUUUGAGACUGUCAGUUCUGUUAUGCAGGAUGAGGUUGAAACUACCGUACUUAAGAUUUAUCAAGUCAUGCAACACCUCCAAGACCUUGAGGGUAAACUUCCACUACUCGCAAGAGACAAUCAUGUAUUCUACCUCAAAACUUCCUUGACGCAUCUUUCGCAGUCAUAUGAGUGUCUAGACAGUAGCAGACCUUGGCUCUGUUACUGGAUACUUCAUGCUCUGCAAAUACUAGGAGAAAGAUUAGAAGAUGAGGACUAUUCUCAUAUAGCGGGAUUCUUAGCAAAAUGCCAAUCACCAGAAGGUGGGUUUGGUGGAGGUCCAGGGCAACACCCCCAUCUGGCACCAACCUAUGCAGCUGUGAAUGCUCUCUGCACCAUUGGGACACCAGAAGCUUAUCAAACAAUAGACAGGCAGGGGCUCUGUCGGUUCUUGUCUUCUUUGAGAGAUGACGAGGGGGCGUUCAGUAUGCACGUUGGGGGAGAAGUUGACAUACGAGGGGCGUAUUGUGCUGUUUCUGUGGCCAGAUUAACAAACGUGUACCAUCCGGAAAUGUUCAAGAAUACUGGAGAGUGGAUAGCAAGUUGCCAGACGUGGGAAGGUGGUUUUGGUGGCUGCCCAGGCAUGGAAGCUCAUGGAGGAUACGCUUUCUGUGCUCUAGCUGCAUUACUGUUACUCGAAAAGUCCAAACUGUGUGAUAUAUCGUCAUUACUGAGAUGGACUGUGAAUAGGCAGAUGCGACUUGAAGGAGGUUUUCAAGGCAGAACUAAUAAGCUCGUUGAUGGAUGUUACUCCUUCUGGCAAGGUGGCGCCUUUCCCUUAAUACACGCACUUUUAUGCGAGCAAGGACAUAAAUCGAAGUUGUGGCUCUAUGACCAAGAAGCACUACAAAAGUACCUGCUAGCCUGCUGUCAACAUCCAUCAGGAGGGCUAUUAGACAAACCUGACAAGCCAAGAGACGUUUACCAUACGUGCUACACGCUGAGUGGAUUAUCUGUCGCCCAAAAUUCGCCCAUCCCUGUAGUCAUUGGCAACCGUCGGACGAAUGCUGUUGACACUGUGCAUCCAGUCUACAACUUGGUCCAAACUUGUGCAUCUGCAGCUCUUAAUUACUUUAAUACGUUAAAGAUUCCCGAAUUGGGCACCGUGUGCCGUUGAAUAUUAACGGACAAAGGACUAUCGACUUGAAUAUUUCCUACUUGGUCUUCAUUUCAGUAUUUUGACAAUUUACAGGGUAAACUCGUUGGUAGAAUCACUUGAAUAAUUCAAUGAGCAGACACGUCCUUUAACGUUUUUGGUUGUCUCACUACCCUGUGUAUACGCCUCUAAACUAUCGAUAACUUAUCUGGGCCUGUUUUACUUUAACCUGAGGUUAUUUUAUGCGGAAUUAUCGAUAAGGAUGCAGAAAAACUAACUGUGAUGACGAUUCAGGUCAAUCAGUGCAUCUGUGCAUUGACAGAAGAAUCCUAAGGACAGUCAACCUAUUGGGCUGUGUCUAGACAAAGGGUAGUGAAAGGUCCGACGGGAUUGCAGUUCUUUUUUGCAGGGCAUCUUUAAUUAUAUUCGGUUAACGGUCUACGUAAUCAUGAAAGGAAUUGACGUUUGCUUCAAAACUUGAUCGAUUAAAUAGUUUAUCAGCUCGAGUCAUGUGUCUUGAAUUGUAAUUAAUAAUGUGUAGCUGAUGAGAGAUUAACAAUCGUGGGAGCAGGCUACCGCUUACAAUAAACACGUUAAAAUAUAAAGCUACUUAACAA